AUGGCCGAGAAGAUCUUCCUCCCCUCCGAAGGCGCCAGAGGUGGCCCGGACGCCAAGACCGCAACAGCUACUUGCUACUGCGGUGCCGUUCAGAUCGAAGUCGUACGCUAUCUCAUCUCCAUCCCCCCCCCCCCAAAAUCAACACCAGCUAACUCCCUCCUUUCUCUAUCUCUCAACAGCCCACCGAAGGCGAAGGCCUCGUGGAUACGUUCAUAUGCCACUGUUCAGAUUGCCGCAAGGUGACAGCCUCCAUGUUCGCCUCCAACUUCGUCGUCAAAGACACGCACCUGAAACACCUGCGCGGCGAAGCGAAACUCACGAAAUUCAAGCAAUCCGCCACGAUAGCCACGGGCAACAGCAUGGAGAAUUCCUUCUGCAGCGUCUGCGGCACCCUCAUGUACCGCCGCAGCAGCGGGUACCCGGGCAUGAGUAUCCCGCGCAUCGGCACGGUGGAUGAUUUUGCGCUGCAGGAGACGAAAUUCAAGCCGCGGAUUGAGACGUUUGAGAAGGAUCGCGUCGGGUGGUUGCCGGCUAGUAAGGUAUGGAUUGACCUGGCGGAGAGAGUUGGGACGGAAGGCACGGCUGACUUCUUCUCCUUCUCCUUCUGCAGGCCGAAGAGCACUGCGAGGGCGCAUUCUACACCGCCGGCAAACCGUGGAAGAGCAUGCAUGACAAGGCAAGCGGAUAG
Molecule: messenger RNA, 688 nt
Organism: Lecanosticta acicola
Lineage: Eukaryota; Fungi; Ascomycota; Dothideomycetes; Mycosphaerellales; Mycosphaerellaceae
Source: the annotation of a GenBank genome assembly